CAGUUUUUGACAUAUAGUCGAUAUUUUCAAUAGGUAUUUUUUAUUGUUCAUCUCACACACUAUCGUCGACUGGUUCGUGCUCGUAACAACGAGAAUCGCCUAAUCGCCCAGCAGUUGAAAAAUUUUCCUUGUACUUUCCGUAACAACAAAGGUAUGUUUUUGAAACAAGCACAGCAAAAACAAUCAUCAAAACGCAACUAAUACAAAUUGACGAACAAAAUCCGCUCCCAACCGAUUUCAGUUAAACAGUUACAAACAGCAGCAAAGCAAAGCAAAGCAAGCACUAAAUACAUAAAACGCACGCGACCCACCGCACCACACCGCGCAACCAACGAAUCACACCAGCUGUGGCGGCUGGCUGACGCAGGCUGAAAAAAAAAGGGUGGCGGCACCUUGCGGACAACCACAACAACAACAACAGCAAAUCAAUAACAUCUCAGCGGCAGCAGCAACAACAACAACAACAACAGCAGCAGCAGCAGCAGUACACAUAACGGCAUUCGCUGGAUAAAGCAUACAAUUUGAAUUGCAGAUCGUCAACCGCAGUCGCAGUCGCAGCCGCAGUCGCCGCCGUCGCCACAGCAGCAGCAGCAGCAGCGUGUGAGACUUGACUGGCAGCCGUUAGAGACGGGCAAUAAACGACAUGUCUGCGGCACGUUUACCAUAUUAUCAACAGCAGACGGCGGAGCAGCAACAGCAACAGCGCCGGCGCAGCGGCAGCCGUGGUCGCGGCGGCCAGCGCUGCGUUGGCUAUCAGGAGCGCAACAGCAGCCGACGCGAACGCAGCCGUUCCGCUGAACGACGUCGCUAUAGUCGCAGUCGCUCCGCGGAGCGCCAGCGUCGACGUCGCGACAGUCGCGAUCACGGUGAGCGGCGUCACCAGCAUCGUCAUCAUAGGGAUUCGCGCGAUCGUUCAUGGGAGCGGGAGCGGGAGCGGGAGAAGGAGCGCGAACGCGAACGGGAUAGGGACAGGGAUCACUCCAGACGCAGCUAUUAUCAGCGAGAUAGUCGCAGUCGUUCCCCAACGCCGCCGUCCUCGGCACGUCGACAACAGCCACACGGCAGCGUCGGCAACACCAGCAGCAGCAGCAGCAGCAACAACAACAACAACAAUAACAAAGUCAACAGAGGAGCCAAUGUCAAUGUGGAGGAUGUGCGUGCGCAGGGAGCGUUGAAUGGCAACGGGUCGAACAAGGACAAUGCAAUGUCUGCCGUAGGUGCCUACUACAAUCUGGACACGGACGAGCCCUUCGACAAGGAGCGCAUACAUCGCGAAAUUGAGGAGAAGUUGCGCGAGACACUUGCGCGCGAAGGCAAGGUAUAUCCGCCGCCCAAGCCGGAGGCAUCGCAUCCAGUUUUCGCCAACGAUGGCUCCUUCAUGGAGCUCUUUAAGAAAAUGCAGCAGCAACAACAGCGACCGCAGCUACAUCAUCAUCGUCAUCAACAUCACCAGCAGCAGCCGCAGCAGCAGCCGCAGCAGCAGCAGCAGCCGCAGCAACAGCAGCAGCAGCAGCAUCAUCAUUUCCCGCAACCGCCGCUAGAUGCCGCAACAGCAGCCGCCACAGCGGCGGCGGCCGCAGCUGCAGCCGCGGCCAGCGCAGCGCUAAGAGAACAACAGCAGAUGCUGGAGAAUUGCGCAGCGGCAGCGGCAGCAGCAGCAGCAGCCAGUCCAUUUGGGCCAUUGCCAGCGAUCGCGGCCGGCGCGGCCAGCACACCGGCUGCGCCCUAUAUAGCCGCGGCAGCGGCUGGCAAAUCGGCGCCGCCGCCGCCGAUUGUCGGACGACGACGCGGUGGCAAAAUAUUGAAAACGGGCGUCGUCGCCAAACUGAAGACGCCCAGCGAACGGGAUGUCGAUCCCAAGGAUUUCUGGUCGCUCUACCUGGCCGAAGUGAAUAAAUAUAAGAGCAACGCCUGCGAUACGGACAAUGGCAAGCGGCCGCUCGUUAAAUAGGACAUCAGGAUACGAAUACACACGCACACCUACACCUUAUACACACACACACACACACAACAAACGGGAAAGAUGAACUUGAACGCAGCAGGCCGCAAAAAUGUUAACUAAAACCAAAACGCUUUACUCAGCGUUAGCUUUAGACUCUUGUCUCGCACACACACACACACACACACACACACAGACACAGCUAUACACAUACAUAUAUAUAUAGAUAUAUGCAUAUAUAUAUAUCCAUAUACAUGGCUAUGGAUUUUCUGUUAAGCUAAGCGAAAUGGCUCCGAGUUGAAAUCAUUUCUCAUUCUCCAAGAAAAAACACGAAAAAAAACAUUGUGAAUAAUUGAUAAAAGAGAGAGAGAGAGAGAGGGAAAGGGAGAGGGAGAGGGAGAGAGCUAUUGGGUCUCAAUUUCUUUUUAGAAUUCAACUAUUUUAUGCGCAUAAUCAACCAGUUUGUAGAGACAACAUAUAUAUAUAUCUAUAUUAUAUAUAAUUUCUGGCACAGUUUUGGGCGCGACAACACACACACACAACUGAAUAAAAAGAAUAAUAUGAAUUAAUAAUUGUAGCGUACGCGUUUAAGCUUUAGUUUGUACAGAUUUCUACAUUUAAAAAUGCCUAAUUAUAUUUACGAGCUAUAUGUAUUCACUUGACUAAAAACUAGCUAAAGCUCGAGAGAGACAGACAAAAAUCAAAAAAUCAAAAAAUCCAAA
Molecule: messenger RNA, 2661 nt
Organism: Drosophila montana
Lineage: Eukaryota; Metazoa; Arthropoda; Insecta; Diptera; Drosophilidae
Product: cytochrome c oxidase subunit 6B1-like
Exons: 3
Coding region: 644-1951 (435 amino acids)
Cellular component (GO): mitochondrion; respiratory chain complex IV
Molecular function (GO): 3'-5' exonuclease activity; 5'-3' exonuclease activity
Source: RefSeq, a predicted model, not a curated record